UUACCAUUUCCCCACUCUGCCGACAUUCAGUGAAUGCACCAUGCUAGACGUUGGGGGGAAUUGGACAUUGACAUUAAAACGGUUUUGACUUGUGGCGAACUUUUCUGCCGUCUGUAGAUUCACACCCUGCUGCCGAGCCUCACAAUAAAACACGGCUGAGCCAUGGCCAGCAUUCAGAUCCGGAAGUAUCGGGAUGAUGACGCUGAGGCAGUGAAGGAGAUGUUCACCCUGGGGAUGAGUGAGCACGUCCCUUCGUCCUUCAUGCACCUCCUGAAACAGCCGCUGACCCAAAUGGUGCUCAUGUGUUCGUUCUGCGCUCUCAUGACCAGCUCCAAGUCCUUCCUGCUGCCCAUCCUUGCUAUCACUCUCCUCUUGGCCGGGGCCCGGCAGUCAGUCGUCUACAUGUUCAACAGAUACAUCGAUCGUUCCCUCAGCGAGGACCUCAACAACAUCAGUGAGAGCUACCUGGAGCAGAAAAACUCGUGUUUUUGGGUGGCUGAAAGUGACGGUCGGGUGGUUGGCUCAGUGGCUUGUCUGCCUGCUAGGAAAAUGGCCGGGUGCUUGGAGCUGAAACGCAUGUCAGUGCGGCGCAGUCACCGCGGGAUGGGCAUCGCUAAGGCUCUGUGUCGGACGGUGGCUGAUUUUACUCAAGAAAGAGGAUUUCCAGCAGUCGUCCUGUACACCUCUGUGGUGCAGACGGAUGCUCAGAAGCUGUAUGAGCACAUGGGCUAUGAGAAGAUAAGAGAGUUUGUCGUUCCUGAGCUCAUUGCCAAAAUCACAAACUUUACACUCAUUGAGUACAGACUGGAUUUACAGAAAGAUGGGAAAAAGGACUGAGUGUUCUUAAACGGAAACAAAAGGCUGUGUAACACAUCAGGGGGACAGUACCGUCCAUUCUCCCAGUUUCUAUGCUUAUGUCUACCCAGCAUGCAUUGCAGUUACGGCAACUAAACUCUCAGGACAGGUCAGGUAACAUGAGGAACUGUUUACUGAAAACACCCAAGGUAAAAGGUCAGGCAUGUUAUCCUCUUCUUCCAGACACACAGGACAGAUUAAUCAAUUAUCGUUGUGUUUUGCAGAAACACAUUUUUUUUUAAAUUCUUGAUAGAAAUGUCCAUGUUCAUGCUGUUAAAGGUCUAUGUUGAUAAGCUUCUUGAAAGUUAUUUGAUUAUUUAAUUUUGUAAAUGGUUUUCAUUUUACAUGACACUGAGAAUAAAUUGAUAGAUCUGAACACGCUC
This is a messenger RNA of Acanthopagrus latus (yellowfin seabream), 1238 nucleotides long. It is a transcript of the gene nat8, whose product is annotated as N-acetyltransferase 8. Gene Ontology annotation, molecular function: N-acetyltransferase activity. The coding region runs from base 163 to 837 and encodes 224 amino acids. Lineage: Eukaryota; Metazoa; Chordata; Actinopteri; Spariformes; Sparidae. The transcript has 2 exons. The record is from RefSeq and is a predicted model, not a curated record.